AUGUCGACCAAAUCCACCCAGCAACGAUUGAGCCUGAUCUCCAGACACCUGGACCAGCGCCUCCCGUUGCCUGAACUGAACACUCCCUUCUCGACCGAAAGAAACUCUCUCGCUCCUGACGACGUUGAAUAUAAACCUGUCGACCGUUCCAUUCCUCCUUCACCUCCCCCCGAGCCCCAACCCCAAUCCAACAUGUCUACUCAAGCCCCUCACAACACUUUGCUCAUCCCGGGCCCCAUCGAGUUCGAUGAUGCUGUCCUCCAGUCCAUGUCCCACUAUGCUGAGAGCCACGUCGCUCCCGGCUUCGUCAAGGUCUUCGGCGAGACCAUCUCCCUCACCCGCAAGCUUUUCCAGUCCACCGACCCCGCCGCACAGCCCUUCAUCAUCGCCGGCAGCGGCACCCUCGGCUGGGACCUCGUCUCCGCCAACCUAGUCGAGCGCGGCGAGAACGCCCUCGUCCUUAACACCGGUUACUUCGGCGACGCCUUCGGCGCCUGCCUCACCACCUACGGCGCCAACGUCGACCACCUCCGCUGCCCCAUCGGCGAGCGGCCCGCCUUCGAAGAAGUCGAGAAAGCCCUCCAAUCCAAGCCCUACAAGGUCAUCACAAUCACUCACGUCGACACCUCAACCGGCGUCCUCAACGACAUCAAGCGCGUGGCCGAAAUCACCCGCCGCGUCAGCCCCAACACCCUCGUCGUCGUCGACGGCGUCUGCAGCGUCGGCUCCGAGGAAAUCACCUUCGACCAGUGGGACCUCGAUGCCGUCGUCACCGCUUCCCAGAAGGCCAUCGGGUGCCCACCCGGUCUGAGCAUCGUCAUGCUCUCCGGCCGCGCGAUCCAGGCCUCGCAGUCCCGCAAGACCCCCGCCGCUACUUACUACGCCAGCAUCGAGAAGUGGCUCCCCAUCAUGCAGAAUUACGAGAACAACAAGCCGAGCUACUUCGCCACUCCCCCCACGCAGCUCGUGCACGCUUUGCACACUACGCUGAGCCAGAUCACCGCGCGCGGCAUGAAGGAUACCUUUGCUAUUCACACCCAGGCUUCCGAUAAGGUUAAGGCGGCGGUUGCGGAGCUUGGUCUUAAGCAGCUGGCUCCUAGCCCGGAUGCCCAGGCUCACGGUAUGACUGCCAUGUACCUGCCUGAGGGUCUGGCCCCUGCAGAUGUCCUACCUGGUCUGCUGAAGCGCGGCGUUAUCUUCGCAGCUGGUCUGCACAAGGAGAUUGCUACUAAGUAUAUCCGUUUCGGUCAUAUGGGUGUUAGUAUCUCUGAUCCUAACCGUAAGGAUAUUGAUAAUGCUCUUGGUGCCCUGAAGGAGGCGCUUGCUGAGGCUAAGCAGGCGAAGGGUCUGUAG
Penicillium manginii is the source of this 1353-nucleotide messenger RNA. RefSeq names its product alanine--glyoxylate transaminase. Lineage: Eukaryota; Fungi; Ascomycota; Eurotiomycetes; Eurotiales; Aspergillaceae. The coding region runs from base 1 to 1353 and encodes 450 amino acids. The record is from RefSeq and is a predicted model, not a curated record. Gene Ontology annotation, molecular function: L-alanine:glyoxylate transaminase activity; L-serine:pyruvate transaminase activity. The transcript is spliced from 2 exons. Gene Ontology annotation, cellular component: peroxisome.